CCGACUCGCGGUUUGUCGUGGCUGUGAAAAAAAAGUAGGCGGUAACUUUCCAACGAACGGCGGUAAAACAUUAUUUGCAAUGACCAGUGGGGGGCUUCUGUUUUCAAGCUGAACGAUUCAGAAGUCGUCAUGCGCGGUCUCCUUCUACGGCCACUCUGGCGUAGAUGAACGUUUGCGUUGGAGCUCAGCAAAUUCUAUCAUCAUUCACUGCUGGGCAUAGGUAGCUUCGUUUUUCCUUCUUUUCGUUAUUAAAAUUUAUUCUGUGUAGUACGUAUAGUCUAGGAUUCCAUCACGGAGCAUAGACAAGGAGAAGGACAAAGUGGCGUGUGCUUCGAAAUCACUAUCUUCAUCAUCAAACUGGCAUGGAGGCUAGCUACCUACUCGGGAUUCUUGGUGCCAAUGCAACUCACAAUAUCACCAGGCUACUUUCGCGCGAGAGCCCUUUCAUAGUGCCAAAUGUGUCCUUCCAGAGUCCCGUCACAGAGGCUCAACAGCUUGUCAAAGCGUUUCCGGACGAGCUCGUGGGUCAUCACCCUAACAAUAUCGCUGGUCGUCGCCACGAGGACUUCGGCGCCGCGGGCCCCGUGGUGGUGAUGCUGGGCUGCCUGUUCCUCGUGUUCCUCGCCGUGGGCAUCCCCACCUUCAUCCAGAAGAAGCGCCGAGAGGCGCGGGAGCGUCGCGAGGCCAUCCGGCGACUUCAGACCGCCGAGCACAGGGAGGCGGCCGAAGGGCUCUCCUUCCACGUGCCCGCCACGGACUGAGCUCCCGGAAUACAUUGCUUCCCCCCCCC
This is a messenger RNA of Dermacentor andersoni, 790 nucleotides long. RefSeq lists its product as uncharacterized. The record is from RefSeq and is a predicted model, not a curated record. NCBI's taxonomy places the organism in Eukaryota, Metazoa, Arthropoda, Arachnida, Ixodida, Ixodidae.